UUCAGUUCUUGUCGACCAACGCGUGUGAACGGCAGCAAAGACGGCAGCUACUCGGAUCGUCCCAUAAAGGGUUCCCCUACAGAGUCCAGGAGGUUUACAGUUCGUGGAUCGUAGCGAGCCAUGCAAACUAGUUGACCUUCGUCGGGAGGCUGUAAAAGCAAAAUAAACAAAUCUGGGAUCUUGCCUUUGCGAUAAGGAAUUUGAAUCGUUCGAUUCGAUCGCUCGGUGGUUAGACACGGAACGCAGUGCAUCUUUGUGUGUUCUCGGCAGUGAGUCCGCGCGAAAUUACAACCUUGAAUUAAGCAUAGAGUGUGGUUCACCGUUAACGAAGUCAUUAAAGUAAAACGUGUAGUACAUAGUGUGUAUGUGUAUAGUAUUUAUCUAAUUUAAUUUAACCUCAAAGUGCAAUUAGAAGAGUAAGUGACUUACUGCAGCUUCGCAGUUUUGUGGGUGACCCAGCGUAAGAAAUAGUAGCAGUGCAAGAUGCCGUUGAAGAAAGCGGGGCAGCCUCUCGUCGUCACGACGUACGAGUUUCCGGUGAAACCGGAAAAGACGACCGUCAAGCAAUUCCUAUACAACAAGAGUACCGGACAGAUUCUAGGAAGAACCUCUAAAAAUUGGGGUCAGCUGUUACUAUUCUACACCAUUUUCUACGCUCUACUCGCGGCGAUGUUUGCCAUUUGCAUGCAGGGCCUACUCGCCACCCUAAACACCGAAUAUCCCAAAUGGCAGCUCGAGGAUUCGAUUAUAGGGACCAACCCGGGACUGGGGUACCGCCCGAUGCCGGCCACUGUGGACCAGGCGCCCGUGGUCCACUAUGCUGCUGCCAACAAAACCGAAGUGAAGGAGUGGGUCGGCCGAAUCAACGAAUUCCUGGAACCGUACAAGGAUCAUAAACUUCUCCCAGGUGGAGGCAAAAAUCAAGUGAUCUGUGACUUCCAGAAACCUCCCAGCCCUAACACUGUGUGCGCCGUUGACGUUUCCAAAAUGGGGCCAUGCAAUGCUGAAGAAGGAUACAGCUAUAACAAAUCGGCUCCGUGCAUAUUCGUUAAGUUGAAUCGCAUCUACGGCUGGGUGCCAGAGUACUACGACGAUAUCAACGAUUUGCCCGAGUCGAUGCCCAGUGAUUUAGUGGAGUACAUCAAAUCCAUCCCAGAGCAAGAACGCAAACAAGUGUGGGUGUCGUGUAACGGAAUCGCUGCAGCGGACAUUGAAGCGAUCGGUCCAAUUCAGUAUUAUCCACAACGUGGCUUGCCGUCGUUCUACUACCCGUUCACCAAUACUCAAGGAUACCUCAGUCCACUAAUAGCUGUGCACUUUGCCCGUCCAGCAGUUAAAACUAGCAUCAACGUCGAAUGUCGCGUGUGGGCCAAGAAUGUGAUCUACCGUGGAGGACAACGAGAUCGGCAAGGGUCGAUUAAUUUCAUUCUGCUAAUCGACUAAAUCAACUGAUGCCCUGGCGCUUGGUGACUUCCGUCGUCCAUCGGUUCAUGACGGCGGAUGCGAAACAAAACACAUAACCCAAUGUGAAUCGAAUUUUUCAGUAGCGCAAAGCUUUCCGACUCGUAGGUUGUAUAUUAUUUCAUCAUAUUAGUUGUUUUCGAUUGACUUACCUGAACCCAGGAUAUUGGCCACGUUCAUGCUGGUCUGCCUGUGAACUAAGCUGUAAUUUAUUGACAAGCCAUACACGACGUACAUACCUCCGAAUCAGUUGGAGAAAUGAUAAAUAUAGCUUAAAAAGUUGAUAGAUAGUAGGUAAUUCAUCGAAGAUUGAAAUGAACUUAUUUACUUAAUUGAGAUGUGAUCAGAAAUGUAUUAAGGGCCCAUCCAAUAAUUUACAUAAGAUGUUUUGACACCUUCCCUUAUUAUAAAAUUACGAUAAGUAUUCAUACUUUUUACGAUACAUUUUUUUAUCAUGUAGUAUGUUUUGUUAAACCCACGAGUCUUUGUUGAUGAACCGAAAAAAAAUGUUUAUAAUAUUGUAAUUAGUAAGAUGGCCUGGUUUUGUCUGUUAUCAAUGUUAUCGUUAGUUUUCAACUUCUUUACUUUUUAAAAGUAAUCUUUUGUAAAUAAGUACUAUUCCUAGUGACCAUCUUUUCCUUCAUCUAAAAUGCAGUAGAACUUUAAACAGCAUUUUUGCACUUCUUCUCGAUUCUCAUGUAAUUAUUAGAUGGGCCUUCAAACAAUGCGAACCAGAAUAAAUUAUGCGUUUUAUGAUAUACCGUUCGGUGUAUUUAUUCGUUCGAAUAUAUUAACACAAUUUCUGGUGUUCUUUGACAUCAUCGACGUUAUCCGGGAAUAAAAAAAUACUACGAAGCUCGGGCGGAUAAACUACAGCGUUACAGUUUUAGAUUUCCAAAAUUUUGCGCAAGAAUCUAAAAAUUAGCAAAUACCAAAUAAAAUACAAUUGAUCUAUUGUGUCAUCAUAAAUUACCUUUAAAAGAUUGGAUUGAGCCAAUCGCUUCUGAUGAAACAGUGAUUUUGAUUGCUUGUUAUUUGUUUGUCACGGCCACGCUUUGUUAUAACUUUUUUAAACCUCUCAAAGAAGGUGAAUAAAUGCAAAUAUUUAGGUGCUCCGCAUAAUGCUACGUUUAGACAAGGCAAGUGAAUAGAGCAAGUCGCUUGAAUCGAAUGCGAACUGAACGUGUAAACACCUUAAUUCAAUUCACUUGAACGAAAAGAAAGUUGAACAUGUUCAACUUUUGGCAAGUCAAUUGAAUUCAACCAAGGGCCUCAUACGCCUGUCACUGGCGAACAAAGCUCGUGUACUCUGCAUCGAAGCUUAGAACCGGUGUUAGGGCGCAAUCGUUAAUGUGAACAUUUUUAUAUUCGGUUAGUUACAGCAAAUAAAUUCUUUUUCGAGUCCCUAUAAUCAAGCAGGUAUCUCAAGCAUACCACAUCGUUAUAUUGCUGCAUGAUUCAGUGUUUAAUUUUGAUAAAAAAAAAACGAAAACAAAAGUGUGCAUAAAAACCAUAAAAAUUGCUUCGCCAUAACAAAAAGGUGGUAGAGAAUUAACACUGUUGUUUACAGUUUAGAACCAAAUCCAGAUGUCGCACAUGUUGGGGUAGGGAUUCAGUGCUCCACCUUCUCCCCCUGAAUUCAACUGAGUUGUUCAAUUCACUUGCCCUGUCAAAACGUAGCAUAAGUGUUUAGUUUUGAAGCGAAACUAUUAAAACGUUUCGCUAAGGGGAUCACGAACAACAAGAAACUAUUUUCUAAUUGGUAUACCUGCAGCGAAAAAUAAACUUUUUCGGAAUCAACUUGUUCGUCGAGGUCUCUGUUUUAGUAAGUAAGGACGGUGAAUAUUUCUGACUAGGUUUUCGUAUGGAAAUAUAAUCACUAAACGUCUACUACACAAACUGGAGCAAUAAACGAGAUGCGGUACGUAUGGUUCCUGUUUAUGAUUGGAAAUAAAUUUGAACGCUUCCCCAGCGAUA
Armigeres subalbatus is the source of this 3438-nucleotide messenger RNA. RefSeq names its product sodium/potassium-transporting ATPase subunit beta-1-like. The coding region runs from base 484 to 1443 and encodes 319 amino acids. The transcript has 5 exons. Lineage: Eukaryota; Metazoa; Arthropoda; Insecta; Diptera; Culicidae. Gene Ontology annotation, cellular component: sodium:potassium-exchanging ATPase complex. Gene Ontology annotation, biological process: intracellular potassium ion homeostasis; intracellular sodium ion homeostasis; sodium ion export across plasma membrane. The record is from RefSeq and is a predicted model, not a curated record. Gene Ontology annotation, molecular function: ATPase activator activity.